Molecule: messenger RNA, 2152 nt
Organism: Diachasmimorpha longicaudata
Lineage: Eukaryota; Metazoa; Arthropoda; Insecta; Hymenoptera; Braconidae
Product: bifunctional purine biosynthesis protein ATIC
Exons: 4
Coding region: 232-2007 (591 amino acids)
Biological process (GO): 'de novo' IMP biosynthetic process
Cellular component (GO): cytosol
Molecular function (GO): IMP cyclohydrolase activity; phosphoribosylaminoimidazolecarboxamide formyltransferase activity
Source: RefSeq, a predicted model, not a curated record
AAGUCCGAUAAAGAUGUUUGCUUCCGUUGGCUGGAAUAAACACAAUGGACAAAAUGAAAAUUUCAGACAACUUAGAACUCAGUUUCAGUGAUACUCAAGCCCUCAGACACUUGUUGGCUUGGCCAUCGUGCGCACGUUUUCGACAAGAACCGGUCUUUCGAGUAUUUUCAGAUAUUUCAUCGAUUUAUUGCCAAGUUUUUUUAAUAUUAUUUCCGCGAUUUUAAUCUCAGCAUGGCUGGUAAUUUAGCCCUCCUAAGUGUCUCUGACAAAACGAACCUCCUUCCCUUCGCUAAGAAGCUCCACGAAUUUGGAUUGACACUGGUAGCCUCAGGAGGAACAGCGAAAUCGCUGAGAGAUGCUGGUCUUCCAGUCAAAGAUGUCUCCGAUAUCACCGGAGCCCCAGAAAUGUUGGGGGGACGAGUGAAGACCCUCCACCCAGCAGUUCACGCUGGGAUCUUGGCGAGGCUUUCUGACUCCGACAAGGCAGAUAUGAAUACCCAACACUUCGACUACAUUCGUGUUGUCGUCUGCAAUCUCUACCCCUUCGUCAAGACCGUUAGCAAGCCUGACGUUACAAUCGAUGAUGCAGUCGAGAAUAUUGACAUCGGCGGUGUGACAUUAUUGAGAGCUGCCGGCAAGAAUCACGCUAGGGUCACCGUUAUCUGUGACCCUAAUGAUUAUGAAAAGGUCAUUGGUGAAAUGGAAUUAUCUUCUGGUAAAGAUACCUCCUCAGCGACGAGACAACUGUUGGCGUUAAAGGCUUUCACCCACACAGCGCAAUACGACGAGGCUAUUUCGGACUAUUUCCGCAAGCAGUACAGCUCGGGACUGUCCCAACUCUCUCUCCGUUACGGUAUGAAUCCGCACCAGAAGCCUGCCCAAAUAUUCACCACCCUGGAGAAGCUGCCCCUGACCGUGGUGAACGGUUCUCCAGGGUUCAUAAACCUCUGUGACGCCCUGAAUGCCUACCAACUCGUGAAAGAGCUGAAAGGAGCCCUGAACCUUCCAGCAGCUACAUCGUUCAAGCACGUCAGUCCUGCUGGAGCAGCUGUGGGAGUGCCUUUGGACCCAGUGCAGGCGAAGCUCUGCCAAGUGGACGAUCUUCUGGAUCAGCUGACGCCGCUGGCCACUGCCUAUGCCCGAGCUAGAGGUGCUGACAGAAUGUCCAGUUUCGGAGAUUUUGUGGCACUAUCUGACACCUGUGAUGUUCCCACAGCUAAAAUCAUCUCCAGAGAAGUCUCUGACGGGAUCAUUGCACCUGGCUACACCCCCGAGGCUCUCGAGAUUCUCAGGAAAAAGAAAAAUGGCGGCUAUUGUGUUCUGCAGAUCGAUCCUGACUACGUUCCCUCACCACUGGAACGUAAAACACUUUUUGGACUGACGAUGGAACAGCCCAGGAACAAUGCAGUUGUUGACAAUAAGACAUUCAGCAACCUAGCCAGCAAUAACAAGGAUCUGACUGACGCUGGACGCAGGGAUCUCACGGUAGCUAUGAUCGCAGUCAAGUACACGCAGAGCAACUCUGUCUGCUAUGCCAAGGAUGGACAAACGAUUGGCAUUGGAGCUGGACAGCAGUCGAGAAUUCAUUGCACUAGGCUCGCUGGGGACAAGGCGGACAACUGGUGGCUUAGACAGCAUCCCAAAGUCACGGGAAUGAAGUUCAAGAAGGGAGUUAAGAGGGCGGAGAUCUCCAAUGCCAUUGAUAAUUAUGUUAAUGGGUCUGUGGGGAAGGACAUGGACAGGAAACAGUGGGAGGCCUUCUACGACGAGGUCCCUGAGAUGCUGAAGGAGGAGGAGAGGGUCGAGUGGAUCAGGAAGCUGGAGGGUGUUGCCAUUGGGAGUGAUGCUUUCUUCCCGUUCAGGGAUAAUGUGGACAGGGCUAGACUUAGUGGAGUAAAAUACAUCGCGAGUCCAGCAGGGUCCACCAACGAUCACGUAGUCAUCGAGGCCUGCAACGAGCACAACAUCAUCCUGGCCUAUACAGAGCACCGCUCCUUCCAUCAUUGAUCCGUGUUCAUAAAUUUAAUGACAACUAUCACUUACUAAUGUGUAUUUUUUAUACGGUUGUUUAUUAAUAACAACAUUUCUAUAUUCUGAAUUUUUUUUGAGAUGUUGGACAUAUAUAAAAAUAUAACAUCAAACUUCGUGUAAA